AGGCAUAGCAAACAGGAGCUAUUUGAAUCCCGCAGUUUGCUGAAGCGAUGUUUGGCACCUGUCAAUUGGUCGGACAGACACAUCCCUGGAAAUCCAGAACCCAGUCUUCCACGGUACGAUCACGGUCUCACCAAGUGCAUGAUCCUAAGACCGCAUCAGGAAGGAACUCCAGCAAUUUGUGGUGUCUCGUGCGUGCUUCACAGUAGCGUGACCAUGAAAGAGACUGUAUACUCUUGCCGUUAGCCGUACAAUACCUCUCAACCAAAUUGGUUUAAAGUCCUGCCCAUGGAACGACUCUCUCAAGUCCCAAGUCCUCAACUCACGACGCCACACAAUUUCCCCCAGUGCUUCUGGCUUCUUCACUCUCGCUCCCCCAACACUAAACCGACUCGGCUGUCCUUGCCGCAGUCACAACCAUGAGUUCCAGCACGCAAAGUCCUCAAAGCCCCAAGAGCCCUAAGGGCAAAGUGACCUCGCCAGCACCCGCAGUUGCCCCGACUCCGCUCAGCGCUGAGGCGCAAGACGCAGCUGGUAUUCUUCCUGCAACCUAUUGGACGGAGCAACCGCUUCCCGAAGAGGAUGUUGACGAUGGGGCGUCUAGCCUUGGCUCAUUCAAUUCCACCACAGCUUCCCUAAGCACGAGCAUUUACCGGUACCGCGAAGUCCACGGGAGAACCUACCACGCCGAAAUUGGUAACGCCGAGUCAUGGGAGCCCAAUGAUCAACGCCACGUUGAUGCGAUGGAAAUCGUGCAUCACGCUAUUCUAGUACAUAUGGGAGGAAAGCUAUAUUUCUCUCCUCUUGAGCAAAAAAAGGUUCAGAAGGUACUUGACAUUGCGACGGGGGCUGGCCUGUGGGCGGUUGACUUUGCCGACGAGUUCCCUAAUGCGGAAGUUAUAGGCACAGAUGUCACCCCCAUCCAACCUUCUUGGGUCCCCCCGAACGUUCAGUUUGAGAUUGAGGAUUGCAAUCAGCAAUGGACCUGGCCCGCUAAUACGUUCGAUUUCAUUAAUUUGCGUAGUCUAAUGGGCGUUGUUGAUGAUUGGAAUGCUCUCUAUCGUAACGCCUAUCGAGUCGCUAAGCCCGGUGGUUAUGUGGAGUGUUAUACUACAUCAUCUCGAUUCUUGUCUGAUGACGGGUCAGUUAAAGAAGGUAGUUCUCUAGACCAAUGGGGUAGAGUCUUUCGGGAGGGUGGUAAAAAACUUGGAAGAACGUUUUCAGUAUAUGAAGAGGAUCUCCAGCGGAAAUGUAUGGAGGCGGCUGGGUUUGUUGAUAUCGAGUUCAAGGAUAUCCAAGUCCCGAUUGGUGUCUGGCACCCCGAAAAGGAAGAGGCAGAAAGGGGUCUUUGGUGGAAGCUAGCCGUUGAGGCGGACCUUGAAGGAUGGAUCAACUACAUGUGGAAUGCUGUCCUUGGUUGGAGUCCGGAUGAAGCGAAGGCCUUUGCCCGUCACCUGAAAAGGGAUUUGAAUAACCCCAAAAUCCACGGAUACUUCAUGGGGCGUGUUGCAUGGGGCCGGAAGCCUGAAUAAACAUCGUCACAGUUACAGCAGCUAGCUGGAGCCACAUUGACCGGUAAAGUAGAUAUGUUUGAGAUUUUUGGGACAAGGCUGGCGAGAUGCGUUGCAGUUUGGAGUACACAGAUCGCCGCCUUCUAUUUGGGUGUGACAAGGGCAGGUUUCUGGGCUUGGAAUAAAUAGUCCAAUUCUGCUAAUAAACUACUUUGGUCUCGAAGGCCUUAGAAG
Molecule: messenger RNA, 1742 nt
Organism: Neurospora tetraspora
Lineage: Eukaryota; Fungi; Ascomycota; Sordariomycetes; Sordariales; Sordariaceae
Product: S-adenosyl-L-methionine-dependent methyltransferase
Exons: 5
Coding region: 417-1529 (370 amino acids)
Molecular function (GO): methyltransferase activity
Source: RefSeq, a predicted model, not a curated record